This is a messenger RNA of Pseudoliparis swirei, 3009 nucleotides long. Its product is annotated as inhibin beta B chain-like. Gene Ontology annotation, cellular component: extracellular region. NCBI's taxonomy places the organism in Eukaryota, Metazoa, Chordata, Actinopteri, Perciformes, Liparidae. Gene Ontology annotation, biological process: BMP signaling pathway; SMAD protein signal transduction. Gene Ontology annotation, molecular function: cytokine activity; growth factor activity. The coding region runs from base 34 to 1212 and encodes 392 amino acids. The transcript is spliced from 2 exons. The record is from RefSeq and is a predicted model, not a curated record.
CACCGGGACAAAGUGACUCCUCCUCGAGCAGCAAUGAGCGGCCGUCUCCUCCGACUGGCUCUCCUCCUCCUCGUGGCUCGCGCGCUCUCCGUGCGCUGCACUGCCGCGCCCGCGACCACCGAGGCGGAGGCGCACGCGGCGCCGCAGAACACCUGCGCGUCGUGCGGCUUCGCGCAGCCGGAGGACGCGGAGGCCGGCCGGCUGCGCGUGGACUUCCUGGAGGCGGUGAAGAGGCACAUCCUCAGCCGGCUGCAGAUGCGCGAGCGGCCCAACAUCACGCACCCGGUGUCGCGCGCGGCCAUGGUGACGGCGCUGCGCAAGCUGCACGCCGGGAAGCUGCGCGCGGAUGGCCGGCUGGAGAUCCCCGACCUGGACGGGCACCCCAUGAGCAACGAGGUGCUGGAGGAGAGCUCCGAGAUCAUCAGCUUCGCCGAGAAAGACGACUUGGUGACGUCGGGGUCCAGCCUGUUCUUCCUGAUGUCCAGCGAGGGGAACCUGUCCGUGAGGCGCGCCGCCCUCUGGCUGUACUUCAAGCUGCCGCCGGCGGCGGCGCUGCAGGUGCGUCCGCGGCGGCAGGUGACGGUGAAGGUGUACUACCAGGAGCCGGGCCUCGGCAGCCGCUGGAACCUGGUGGAGAAGCGGCUGGAGCUGCGGCGCAGCGGCUGGCACACCUUCGGCCUGACGGACGGCGUGCGGCUCGUGUUCCAGAAGGGCGAGCGGCGCCAGAACCUGGACGUGCGCUGCGAGGGCUGCGAGGCCGAGGGCGUGGCGCCCGUCCUGCUGGACGGCGGCGACGAGUCCCACCGGCCGUUCCUCGUGGUGCACGCGCGGCUCGCCGGCGGCCAGCACCGCAUCCGCAAGCGGGGGCUGGAGUGCGACGGCAGCGGCGGCCUCUGCUGCCGCCGCCAGUUCUACAUCGACUUCCGGCUCAUCGGCUGGAGCGACUGGAUCAUCGCCCCCUCGGGGUACUUUGGGAACUACUGCGAGGGGAACUGCCCGGCCUACAUGGCGGGCGUCCCCGGCUCCGCCUCCUCCUUCCACACGGCGGUGGUGAACCAGUACCGCAUGCGGGGCAUGAGCCCUGGCUCCAUGAACUCCUGCUGCAUCCCCACCAAGCUCAGCACCAUGUCCAUGCUCUACUUCGACGACGAGUACAACAUCGUGAAGCGCGACGUGCCCAACAUGAUCGUGGAGGAGUGCGGCUGCGCCUGAGACCGGAUAUUUAUGGACUCACACAAGACCACUUGUACAUAUAUUUAUAUUCUCUGGUGAAGAUUUCUCUUCCAAACCGCCAAGUGUUGGACAAUCCGUCUCUGGAGGUCUUCCUGUCUGUGAGGCAGCGAGGAUCCGUGGACCUUCACGAAGCGCCUCUCAGAACUUAAACCCUCCAGAGGAUCCAGACCCGAAGAGGAUCCGACGAGACCUUCACCACCGUACAGCACUUCAGACCCGGAGCCGCAUCCACGCACCACGUCUGAGAGACUUAGCUCCAUCCGGACCGUACCGGGGAGGAAGGAGUGUCCAGAGAGGGGAAGGGAGACCUGUGGACUUCCUGUCUGAAGUCUAACAUCAACCAGGAGGGAAGGUGGUCUCCAGUUCUCUUGAUAGUCUCAGACUGAAUGCAGUCUGGUUGGAGGGUCAAAGGUCAAGGCAGGUCUCUACCAGAAGGACGGGUGAAUCUGAAGGUCUAAUGACACAAACAGCUCCGAUCCCCCACGGGCCUUUGUCCGCCUUCCUCUCGUGGUCCAGGUCCAACAGGUGGGAGGAGCCUCAGGUUCCUCCCUGAGGGUUCAGAUUUGGAUUCUUUCCAGUCGAUCCAAUCGAGUGGAGAGUCUCCACCUCGCUCCGCGUCGGCGACCCUUUGAUAGCACUUGCAGAUUGAAAUGCCUUUUUACCGGAGCCGUCCUUCUCAAAGGGACCAGUGAGCUAUGCAAUGUACAGUAUUUACCCGUCAACCAGGCGCUCAGCGAUACUUGAAGUGCUGAGCGUGGCCAGUAGGGGGCGGUGGUCUUCAUCGAGGUCCACCGACAAACAGAAAUCCGUCUCCUUAAGUUUUUACUAAAUGGUUUUCGCCAACAAAAAGUGGCUCAAAUGUCAUGUUUGAUGUUUCUUUGCUUUUCAGGCGUUACAUUACUUCUCAAUGUCUCUUAAAACAAAGACUCCUUGUACAUCGAUAUCAAUGCGUUGGUGAAUCAUUGGUUCCCAACACCGGGAAUAUGUCUCCAGCCACCAGAAUUCUUUGAAUUCAUUGAAUGGUUGUAGAUGUUCAAAUAGAGCCCCUGGAGGAGGAGGAGGAGCAGGAGCAGGAGGAGUCGACCCAGAAGGAGUCUGGGAGCCUUUGUUGAGGAGGUCUCUCUGUCACUUUGGGCGGCCAUGUUUGUUACACAUCGUUAUUGCUGCAGAGGACAAAAUGUUUUGGCACCAAAUUACAGGUCCGCCCCCUUUUGCUCUCGAUUGUCGAUUUAAAGCGUGCAACACAAAAGGAGGCGGGCGGUGACCCAGUUGGGGUUCUGGUCUAAAGGGAGCCUCCCCAGGGGUUCUGGUGUAAAGGGAGCCUCCCAGUUGGGGUUCUGGUCUAAAGGGAGCCUCCCAGUUGGGGUUCUGGUCUAAAGGGAGCCUCCCAGUUGGGGUUCUGGUCUAAAGGGAGUCUCCCAGUUGGGGUUCUGGUCUAAAGGGAGCCUCCCAGUUGGGGUUCUGGUCUAAAGGGAGUCUCCCAGUUGGGGUUCUGGUCUAAAGGGAGCCUCCCAGUUGGGGUUCUGGUCUAAAGGGAGCCUCCCAGGGGGUUCUGGUCUAAAGGGAGCCUCCCAGGGGUUCUGGUCUAAAGGGAGCCUCCCAGGAGGGGUUCUGGUCUAAAGGGAGCCUCCCAGGGGUUCUGGUCUAAAGGGAGCCUCCCAGUUGGGGUUCUGGUCUAAAGGGAGCCUCCCAGUUGGGGUUCUGGUCUAAAGGGAGCCUCCCAGGGGUUCUGGUCUAAAGGGAGCCUCCCAGUUGGGGUUCUGGUCUAAAGGGAGC